AUGCUGUGCGCCUUCUGGAUUUGCUAUAUUGCGCUGCUCGGCCUAGCAGCUGCAAGCCCGUUACUCGGUCGCCGCGCCGGAUCGUCGCCGGCGGACAAGGCCGCGGGAUUCGCGAAGAGAACAGCACGGCUGGCCUCGACGUACACCACCAAAAACUGGGCGGGUGCCGUGGUAUCUGGAGACAAUAUCUCUCAGGUCCAGGCGACGUACAGGAUCCCCCAUGUAUCAUUACCAACAGACGCAGACCCCAACCAAUACUACUACGGCAGUGCGUGGAUUGGCAUAGGAGGCAGUGGAAGCUGCGGCCAGGGCCUGUGGCAAGCCGGGACUUACUGGACUUACGUCCCUGGCUCGGGUUUCGUGACGACCCUGUUCUACGAAUGGUUACCCGGGUCCGUGGAAGUGCCAAAUCUCAUCGUCAAGCCCGGCGACACCAUUACCGUUGUGUUACGCGCAACCAGCACCACAAGCGGAAGCUACACCAUCAUCAACCGCACGACGGGCGAAAAAGUCUCUCAGUCGCUGUCCCGCCAGCCGGAGAUCUGCCUCAACAGCGCCGAGUGGAUUGUCGAGGAUAAUGACCUCGACGUCCAUCCCUUUCCCGACUAUGGCACCAUCACCUUCGAUGCCGCCACGUACAUAAUGAAUGGCCAGACGAACUACCCCUCUGGCUCGACGAGUGACGCGCUGGACAGCAACGGCGACCAGUGGGCAGACUGCUCGACCGCAGCGCAGACGGUGAAAUGCACAUGGGCUGAGGCAGACGAUGCCGGCGGGUAUUAA
This is a messenger RNA of Neohortaea acidophila, 783 nucleotides long. RefSeq names its product peptidase A4 family-domain-containing protein. NCBI's taxonomy places the organism in Eukaryota, Fungi, Ascomycota, Dothideomycetes, Mycosphaerellales, Teratosphaeriaceae. Gene Ontology annotation, molecular function: glutamic-type endopeptidase activity. Gene Ontology annotation, biological process: proteolysis. Bases 1 to 783 code for a protein of 260 amino acids. The record is from RefSeq and is a predicted model, not a curated record. The transcript is spliced from 3 exons.